AUGGGAACACGAACGCUUAUCAAUCGUGCAAUGACGGAAGAGGGCUACGAGGAGCGGCUGAUCAACGAGGAAUACAAAAUAUGGAAAAAGAACACACCAUUCCUCUACGAUAUGGUGAUGACACAUGCAUUGGAAUGGCCAAGCUUGACAGUGCAAUGGCUACCAGAUGUACAACGGGUGGAAGGGAGUGAUUAUACAACGCAUCGCCUUAUUCUUGGUACUCAUACAUCGGACGAACAGAAUCAUCUUGUGAUCGCAAAAUUACAACUCCCAACGGACGAUGCACAAUUUGAUGCUUCCAAAUAUGAUAACGAAAGAGGAGAAUUUGGUGGGUUUGGUUCGAUCACCGGGAAAAUCGAUGUUGAAAUCAAGAUCAACCACGAGGGCGAGGUGAAUCGAGCACGUUUCAUGCCACAGAAUCCGAUUCUUUUGGCGACAAAAUCACCAAACAGCGAGGUUUUCAUUUUCGACUAUACCAAACAUCCCGCAAUACCAAAUCCUGACAACAUCUGCAGACCACAGAUACGUCUCCGAGGUCAUACAAAAGAGGGUAAGUUCCUACACCAUCAUUUUUAUGAAUUAUUUUUUUUUUUCCAAACUACAUUAAUAGCGAUGUGAUG
Gongylonema pulchrum is the source of this 620-nucleotide messenger RNA. Lineage: Eukaryota; Metazoa; Nematoda; Chromadorea; Rhabditida; Gongylonematidae. The record is from the annotation of a GenBank genome assembly.